CAGGUCAGCUGACCCUGAGAGUGACGCUCUCUGGAAACACCAGCGUUGUGUCACAUAAUGAAUAUCCAAUUGUAAGAUUUACCCUUUAAACUAAUGUUGAUAUAGGCUCCAAAAAGUGUUUACCUGUUUUUCGUUUUCACUUGCUUAUUGCAGCAAACCCCUGUAUCGGCCCCUGGGUGUUAGCAGUGUGCAAUCAUGACAGAGUUCUGGUUGAUCUCAGCUCCUGGAGAGAAGACCUGCCAGCAAACAUGGGACAAACUGAUGGUGGCCACCACCCGUACCAACAACUUGUCCACUAACAACAAGUUCAAUAUCCCUGAUCUCAAGGUCGGCACAUUAGAUGUUUUAGUGGGACUGUCUGAUGAGCUGGCCAAGCUGGAUUCUUUUGUAGAGAGUGUGGUGAAGAAGGUGGCCCAGUAUAUGGCUGACGUCCUGGAGGACAGUCGAGAUAAGGUCCAGGAGAACCUCCUGGCCAAUGGAGUGGACCUAAUCACUUAUAUCACACGAUUCCAAUGGGACAUGGCCAAGUACCCCAUCAAGCAGUCUCUGAAGAACAUAUCUGAAAUCAUAUCCAAGCAAGUAACACAGAUUGACAAUGACCUGAAGGCCAGGGCUUCAGCCUACAAUAAUCUGAAGGGCAACCUGCAGAACCUGGAGAGGAAGAAUGCAGGGAGCUUGCUAACUCGGAGCCUUGCAGAUAUUGUGAAGAAAGAGGACUUUGUGCUGGACUCUGAGUACCUUAUUACUCUGCUGGUUGUGGUACCAAAAACAAAUUAUGCAGACUGGCAGAAGACGUACGAGACUCUUGCAGAAAUGGUGGUACCACGAUCCACAAACCUGCUCUUUGAGGAUCAGGAUAGUGGGCUGUUCAGUGUUACAUUGUUCCGCAAGGCCAUCGAUGACUUCAGACACAAAGCCAGAGAGCAGAAGUUCAUCGUCCGAGAUUUCCAGUACAAUGAGGAAGAGAUGAAGGCAGAUAAAGAGGAGAUGACGAGGCUUUCCACUGAUAAGAAGAAACAGUUUGGUCCUCUGGUGCGAUGGCUGAAGGUGAAUUUCAGUGAGGCCUUCAUUGCUUGGAUCCACAUUAAAGCUCUGAGGGUGUUUGUGGAGUCUGUCUUAAGGUAUGGCCUACCUGUGAACUUCCAAGCGAUGCUUCUGCAGCCCAACAAGAAGAACAUGAAGAAGCUGAGGGAGGUGCUGUAUGACCUGUACAAGCACCUGGACAGCAGUGCAGCUGCCAUUAUUGAUCAGUCUGCUGUGGACAUUCCUGGGCUCAACCUAAGCCAGCAGGAGUAUUAUCCCUACGUGUACUACAAAAUCGACUGCAAUCUGCUGGACUUCAAAUAGUGCAGCUCCUCCUGACCCACACAGCCCACUACUGUUUGCUUUGUCCUUGUGAACAUGUAUGAGAUGUUUCAUAAAUUGUAUAAUUACUCUUACACUAACCCCACCACCUGUUUCUCGCAUGCUCAUUCCCGCUGAGAGGUCAUGUUUUCUUUGCUGCUUGCCGGUGCUACUGCAGGCAGCAGAACAUCUGUAAUGGACGUCCCUACCAAGUUUACGGGCUUUUUUUUAAAGAUCAUCAGUGUAUUUAUAAUGUGCGUAAGUGAAUGGAUUGGGUGUAUUUAAGACAAAUUCUGCAUUUUAAUAUCAUUUCAAUUUUGAUUUGUGCAUUGUGAUAGUUAUAGCUGCUAAUGAUGAUAUUAGUAGAUAUUUUUUGUCAGGACCCUGGAGUCUUUUCCUUUAAUGGUAACAACAGUGGUCCAUAUCAAGAAACGGACUGCAUUACAAAAAGUACGAUAUGUGUUCUGUACAUGUGGUGUUAAAAGAAAUAUAAAAUAUAUAUAUAUAUAAAUGUGA
Electrophorus electricus (electric eel) is the source of this 1860-nucleotide messenger RNA. RefSeq names its product ATPase H+ transporting V1 subunit C1a (gene atp6v1c1a). Gene Ontology annotation, molecular function: proton-transporting ATPase activity, rotational mechanism. Gene Ontology annotation, biological process: proton transmembrane transport. Gene Ontology annotation, cellular component: lysosomal membrane; vacuolar proton-transporting V-type ATPase, V1 domain. The record is from RefSeq and is a predicted model, not a curated record. Lineage: Eukaryota; Metazoa; Chordata; Actinopteri; Gymnotiformes; Gymnotidae.